AUGACAAAUAUUAACAAAUACAGCAUUUACCGAUCUCAAACUCUCACGCAAAACUACAACCUCUAUCACUCGGACCAGUCGGUUGCCGAAACAGGCUCGGAAACCUUGUCCUUUGACUUGUCCUCGGGAUUGCGAGCUCGCAUCGACCGAUAUUACCGAUACAAUGACUAUUGGAUCUGGUCCCAGCCUGGUCUAGAGCCCUCCAUGAAUUAUACCAUUGUCAUGAAAGAUGGUUCAGAUGGCUUUGCCUGCUUCACAAAAGCACAAAACAACUUUUUCGUCGACGACCCAACCCAGACACUGGGAUAUGUCGAUUCGUACCUAGCGGAUUACUUGAUCCACCAGGCACAGCAAUUUGCCCUGCCUUGGUUGCUGCAGCAGAUGAAUUCGGCUUCAUCUCGCCUCCAUACAUAUGACAUGGUGGAACCUCUGACGAACAAUCGAUUCAAAGUUUUGGAACUUGAUGGUUCGGACUUUAGUCUAAUUGUAAAUGCCACGAGUCAUAGGCCUUAUAAGAUCCGCUUCAUGGAGAAUCACGCGACGUUUGGAAAAGCUACCAAUGACCUCUUGCUCUCGAAUUACUCCGCCGUAUCUUUUGACGACAAGUCCGGCCGCCGGCUUCAGUUGCCUUAUCGUCUGCAAACAAUUUACAACUCCACGGAUGUUCUGGAAGAUGUCAAGCUAGACAGCAUCUCCAUUAAUCCACCGAUGAAGUCUGGCUUUUUCGAUCCCGUUUUGUCGCCCAAGGACACAUCCACUCCUCAGGCACCGAAGCAAAGCACACUGUACCCUCGUUCUGAAGUCCACGAAUUCUUUGAAUCUGGUCUCUGGGGCGGCCCAUUCGAAUCGUUCUUCAACACUUCGGAUGUUGUUGUUACGCAUCCAAUCCCCGACAUCCCCCAGAUUAUGGCCGUCUAUGUCGGCUACGCAGACUAUGUGCAGCUUGUUCUCAACUUCACCGACGGUGUUCUCAUUACCGAUGCAGCGCCUCAUCGAUCUCGAAUUCUUAUCCAAUGGGUCAAAGAAACACUCCAUAAAUCGGUUACACACAUUGUCCCCAGUCAUCACCAUCGCGACCACGCCGGAGGUGUGCCCGAUUAUGUCGAGGCUGGCGCAGUAGUCGUCGUCCCUGAAGUGGCCAAGAAGUAUUAUUCCAACAUCAACAACGGCAAGGUUAAAUUCGCUACAUACAAUGAGAAGAAUCCCUUUGUGCUCAAAGACGAACACAUCCAAUUUCGCUCGUUGUGGAGGGACGAGAAUCCCCAUGCUCGCGACUGGUCGUACGGUGUCGCAACUUCAGCCUGCCCAGCGAAGAAUGAAGGAGUAGUCGCGUUUGUAGCAGACGUGUGGAGCCCUGAUCCCGAUGAUGGGGGCAUGGGAGAUGCUGUGCGAUUCGAUAUCGGGUAUGCAAGACAGUGGCUGGAUGCAGCUGUGGACGAUGGGUUGCCAAGGAGCACCGUGGUAGUUGGGGCACACGGAGGAAACACCACGAUAGACAAGCUGGAGAGUUUGAUUAGCAUUACUGGGUAUGAGUAUCCCAACUUGGAGACGAAUGAUUGGAAGGCUGGCGGUGCGCUUUGCAAACAUCACUAG
Messenger RNA from Trichoderma aggressivum f. europaeum, 1593 nucleotides. RefSeq lists its product as uncharacterized. The transcript has a single exon. NCBI's taxonomy places the organism in Eukaryota, Fungi, Ascomycota, Sordariomycetes, Hypocreales, Hypocreaceae. The coding region runs from base 1 to 1593 and encodes 530 amino acids. The record is from RefSeq and is a predicted model, not a curated record.